UCUGGGGAACCAGGACCAGAAGGAGAACCUGGUAUUAAGGGAAGCCCAGCAGUCCCAGGCACAAAUGGGCUAAAAGGCUUCAAGGGUUUACAAGGUCAUUCAGGAGAGAGAGGACAAGAUGGUAUCCACGGAGCCAUGGGCCCGACUGGUACAAAUGGAAUGACUGGGGACACUGGACUUCCAGGUCCAAAAGGUUUUUCAGGAAAGCCAGGAACAAGUGGCCUCCAGGGACCUGUAGGGAAAAGUGGAGAUGCUGGAAGUACAGGAACGAAAGGAACACCUGGAAAGCUGGGAAAAAGAGGGGCAAAUGGGAAAGACGGCAUUAGUGGACUUGCAGGGAUGGAAGGAAGCAAGGGCAAGAGAGGAGAUAAAGGGCCAAGAGGAAAACCAGGCCCCCUAGGAAAGAUGGGCAUGCCUGGACCACGUGGACACACGGGACCUCCAGGUGUACAGGGUAACAUUGGACCGUGGGGUGAGGUUGGGCCCAGAGGCCCUCCAGGUGAACCAGGGCCACAAGGACCAGUUGGGUCCAGUGCAGUCAGAGGUUACCCUGGUAACAAUGGACUUCAAGGGCCAAAUGGCCCACCUGGUGUCAAAGGUGACAAGGGGUCCAAAGGGCCUCCAGGAGAGGAGGGACUUGCAGGUCUCGAUGGUGAGGAGGGUUCUGUUGGACUCCAGGGGGUUGAGGCACGACCUGGACUAAAAGGCACCCCAGGUGAUAAAGGCAGCAAAGGCCCUCCAGGUUGGAGAGGCCCAAAGGGAACUGAAGGUGACCGUGGUGUCAGAGGCCCCCAGGGAGUGAAGGGCCCGCCAGGGAAACAGGGGUAUACUGGUGUCCAAGGGGACAGAGGUGCACCGGGAUCCUCUGGACUCAAGGGUCAAGAAGGCCAGAGGGGUGUCGAGGGGAUGCUUGGACAGUUUGGUCCAGGGGGAGAUACUGGAAAACCUGGAGCCAAAGGACAGAAGGGUCUUCAGGGACAUACAGGCCCCGCUGGCCGCAUCGGUCCUCCGGGUCUUAUUGGACCAUCCGCACCAGGUUUGCCAGGCAAAGCGGGUCCUGGUGGCAAAUCUGGGAAUCCUGGCCCAAAGGGCAGUGUAGGGAAGGAAGGUCAUCUUGGUCCUCCAGGCGUCAAAGGAGACAUGGGAAUAACAGGUGAAAAGGGUGCAAAAGGAGAGCCUGGAAUACAAGGCGCAACGGGAAAAGUGGGAAGUUUGGGCUUUACUGGGCCUCCUGGUUCUAAAGGUCGACCUGGAUCUGCUGGUCCUCCUGGUCCUCAUGGAAAUAAGGGGACUCAAGGGAUAACAGGAUGGUCAGGUCAGCCUGGAAAAAAAGGGAACAAAGGAGCCCUGGGGAAAACUGGACCUGAAGGUCCACUAGGGAAACCUGGACCUGCAGGGAGACCUGGAAUACCAGGUCUAAAUGGUUUGGACGGUUUACAUGGGGUUCAGGGUAAUGAAGGAUAUCCGGGUCACACUGGCUACACAGGAACGCCUGGUGUCCCGGGGAGGCCUGGUAAAAAGGGUGCACCUGGACCACCUGGGAUCACGGGGAACAUUGGCGCACAGGGCCUUAAGGGUGAACCUGGACCACCGGGAAAGAUGGGAGAACCUCCUGGACCAAUGGGUCCAAAAGGUAUCCCUGGACUGAUGGGACAGAAAGGUGACACAGGCAGAGGUGGUCACAUGGGUCUCCCAGGUGAAAGAGGGAUGCUGGGGCCAGUUGGUCCACCAGGAAUAAAGGGGAAUUCUGGUGUGCAGGGUGCCAAAGGUGUGACAGGUCAUAAAGGGAAGCAGGGGGAUAAUGGUUCUCAUGGUCCGCCUGGUCUAAAAGGCUAUCCUGGACAACCUGGUCAACUUGGACAGAAGGGAAUGAAAGGUGUCCAAGGCACCAGCGGACCUAAAGGGGUGAAGGGCAAGCAAGGACCCCCAGGAAAAACGGGUUUACCAGGCAAAUACAGACCUAAACAAGGACAAGGACCAAAAUAUGGUUAUAGACCAAGUGAGACAUCUGAAACCUUAACAAGAUCCAACACAUCCAAGUCUGAACACAAGCUCCUUCAGAUACGGCAAAGACAACAAAAACAACAUAGUCCAGUGAAGACUGAAGUGAGAGAGUCUCAAGAAGAUGAGGCUAAUGAAGCUUUUCACUGGCCUCAAGGAACCAAAGAUGACCCUGGCACCACCUGCUAUGAGCUUGGGCUCAUACAUCCACAUCUGAAUGAUGGUUACUUCUACAUGGACCCCAACCAAGGUUGUCCCUAUGAUGCUGUGAAAGUGUUUUGUAACUUCACAGCAGGAGGAAGCACCUGCAUUGACCCUAUGCAGUCGCAGGUAAGAUUUCAUUGA
Molecule: messenger RNA, 2346 nt
Organism: Dunckerocampus dactyliophorus (ringed pipefish)
Lineage: Eukaryota; Metazoa; Chordata; Actinopteri; Syngnathiformes; Syngnathidae
Product: collagen alpha-1(XXIV) chain
Exons: 36
Coding region: 136-2346 (736 amino acids)
Molecular function (GO): extracellular matrix structural constituent
Source: RefSeq, a predicted model, not a curated record